GGAGACAGAGGAGAGAGAGAGAGAGAGAAAGGAGAUAGAGACGAAUACAGCAAACUGCAUCAAACGUAUUAAAUGAAACCCAAAUGAUCCCAAAUGGAGAGGCGGUCCAACAGGCGGCGCCAGCUGAACUAUGCUAACAUCAGUUAGCAAACUUAGCUCUGCCUCUGUGUUCAAUUCUAGUACCGAGAUAUUCCCCCCCCCAUCACCCGCAGUCUGUGUUGUUUGUUCGACACCACGUGAGCUUUGAGUCGCCGUAAAAUGUAACAGCUUACAUCCUGAGCUGCGUUACGGUUAUUUCUGGUCAAUGUGAUGAGUAUGUUGUUUACCUGCAGCAGCUGUGGCUGUCUGAGAGAUGUUUUCUUCCAGGACAUUUGCAGUUCUUCUUCUGUGGUGCCGGGACUCCGCGGCUCCGCCCGCCACAGCGCUCCCUGCAAGCGAAACGUGGGAAUGAACAGGAAGUGGGAAGCUAUACGUCUGUGGACAGCAGUGCGGUCCGGUGAGACGUUUUGAUUCAUUCAAAUAAGUACAAUUUAUGGCAAGUAUCUAACAGCGUUAAAUCAUGAUCUGAAUAACGGAGCACCUGCAUUUAAAUGGCCAGUGGCAGAGGAGGAAGAGGAGGGAAAGGGAAUCGUGGUGGAGAGGACAGAGAUGUCCGCCUGUCGAAAUCCUUGUCAUAUGCCCUUCGCCAUGGAGCCAACCAGAUGGGUCUUCAAAUGGGAACAGAUGGCUUCAUGUUUGUGGAAGAACUCUUGGCUCACCCGCAGUUCCGCUCAUACACAUUGAAAGACGUCGAAAGAGUCGUGGCCACAAAUGACAAGCAGCGCUUCAAGCUCUGCCCUCAUCCGGAGGACGGCCGCCUGCAGAUUCGAGCCAGUCAGGGUCAUUCAUUGCAGGUAAUGGAUUUGGAGCUGAAACCGGUCCUGACUGGUUCUGCAGACUGCCCUGCUGAGGCCGUUCAUGGCUCCUACCUCCGCAACUGGAGCUCCAUCCAGCAGCAGGGCCUGAGCCGCAUGAGGAGGACACACAUCCACCUGGCACCGGGCCUUCCUGGGGAGGAGGGCGUGAUCAGCGGCAUGAGGAAAGACUGUGAUCUAGCUGUGUAUAUUGAUGUCUUCAAAGCUCUGGCUGACGGCAUCGAGUUCUUCUGGUCAGAUAAUGGUGUGUUGCUGACUGAAGGUGACGCAGAGGGAAAACUUCUCCCUAAAUAUUUUAGCCGAGCCUUAACACUGAGACCUACAAGGAGCAUCCUGCCACUGCAGUAGCAUCAGAGGACACGGUUGUGUCAUUGGUCAGAGCAGGACUCAUCUGACUGGUCUAGCAUUCCAUGGUUGGUUGAAGUUUAUCCUAGUUCCCUUGGUAACACAAUCGGAGAAUCCAUUCAGAAAUCAUCUGUAAUGGGACUAAACUGGUAAACGUUUUAUUUUUGUGUCAUUUUUAAAAGCAUCAGGACAGCUUUAGGAAGACAUACUUUAUUUUAUAUGACAAGUCAAUCAACUUAUGCUGGCAAUUUAUGUAUAAGUAUAGAGGCUGUGUUUUCUCCUUUGCAUUGUAAGUGCUAAAUACACUUUGGCAGACAUUGACUACUAAGAUAAUUUCACCAUGUUGUAAAAUAUAUAACUAUGGUUACAGACUGCUAGCAACAACCAGCUGGUCCUUUAUAUGUCUUUUGAAGACAUAAUGUAUGUGUGGAUAAUUAUAGAAAAGCUGAGGAUACAGACACUGUGGUUUCAGUUAACGGUUUGCUGUAACCGUUUCUGUAAGAUAUGGACACACACACACACACACACACACACAUACACACACAGCAUGUGAGGGGAGAUUAAUGGUUCGAAGCUUCCUGUGUAAGAAAUAACCACACGUCACGACUAUAAAGAGUGAGGACAACAGAGAAUGAAAAGUUAAUUGCUGUAUUUAUGUUAAUAAAUGUGUGUUCUCUAUAAGUUUA
Messenger RNA from Cyclopterus lumpus (lumpfish), 1945 nucleotides. RefSeq names its product tRNA phosphotransferase 1 (gene trpt1). NCBI's taxonomy places the organism in Eukaryota, Metazoa, Chordata, Actinopteri, Perciformes, Cyclopteridae. The record is from RefSeq and is a predicted model, not a curated record. Gene Ontology annotation, molecular function: tRNA 2'-phosphotransferase activity. The transcript has 7 exons. Bases 591 to 1262 code for a protein of 223 amino acids. Gene Ontology annotation, biological process: tRNA splicing, via endonucleolytic cleavage and ligation.